AUCGCUUCCUAUUAGAACGUCAGCGCCUUGUGAUGAAGCAGGAUGUUGCAGAAGACGUAGGUUACAACACACAAAAGAAGCAUUUCUAACAGUUACAGAGGAUUUAAAAAAAAUGGAGGUAUCCAAUAACCAACGCUUGGUAUUCGUGAAUAAACCGAAGAAGGUGUUCCUCCCUCGUGAUUCUCCAUCACCCACCACUCCUCGGAGGCCUUGCUUGACCCGCGUGGGCACUUCUGCGGAUACGGACGGAAUCACACCCAAAGCUCACUACCGUUUGGUAAUUUUGGGGGCGGAAAAGGUGGGGAAAACGGCCAUCAUUCAUCAGUUCCUGUACGAUCGCUUCGUGACGGAUUACAGCGCAACCGUGGAAGAAUUGCAUCGCGGGGAGUACGAGAUCGGAGAUUACAAACUGACCUUGGACAUUUUGGACACCAGCGGAUCGUACGAGUUUCCGGCCAUGAGACGUUUGGCCAUAGGCACCGGCGACGCUUUCGUUUUGGUGUAUUCUAUCGAUAAUCAGGAAUCGUUCGAAGAAAUACGUAACAUCAGACAGGAACUGAACGAGCAGAGACCCACGGGAGCCCCUAUGGUAGUCGUGGGCAACAAGUGCGACCUGGAACACCAGCGAGUGGUGCAGAAGGAGUUGGCGGAGACUAUGGCAUGCAUAGAUUGGGAGAACGGAUUCGUCGAAUGUUCCGCCAAAACGGGGCACAACGUCUUGACCAUCUUUAACGAACUUCUGGUGCAGGCCAACGUCAAGUAUCGUCUGAAUCCCGUGGUGCAGAGGCGAAGAAUGUCACUACCCGUCAAUCCCCGACUACCGGGUGGAAAGAGCAAGACGGGAAAAAGGAACAGUUGCGCCGUUUCCUAAAAGUUUCUCUUCUCUCGAUGCUUUCUAUCCUCGAUUUCCGAUGUCGUUUCCUCUUUUUUCGUGCCAUUUCCUCUUCUUUCACUAGAAAAUUGUAUUUAUGAUAUGUUCGUAGCAAUAAUAAUUGUAUCUGAUCCAACGUUUUGGCUUUAUUCCGAAGAAACACUCGAAAAAUCCACCAUACAAAGUGACGUUUCCAUCGUUUUCACCAAACGACAAAACAAACUUCACGCCAAGUCUUAAUUAGUCUUUCCAUAAUUUUUAAAUUACUUGGUAGCCAUUUUUACCACGAAUUUAUCUUAAACGAAAGCUCAAUUAGGGAAACGAAUGGAAACCGAUAAAUCAACUUCUUAAAAUUGGGGGGGUGAAUAAAAGAUUGAAUCGUUUGUCGACG
Molecule: messenger RNA, 1262 nt
Organism: Centruroides sculpturatus (bark scorpion)
Lineage: Eukaryota; Metazoa; Arthropoda; Arachnida; Scorpiones; Buthidae
Product: ras-like protein 3
Exons: 2
Coding region: 113-871 (252 amino acids)
Molecular function (GO): GTPase activity; GTP binding
Source: RefSeq, a predicted model, not a curated record